AUGUUUUUUUUUCGCAAGAAAACGGAUAAUAAUGAAGGAAAAUGUGAAGUAGAUGUUGACUCAGCAAGGGAGAAAACUUUAAAGGCAGCACAGGCUCUAGAACAAACUCAGAAGGAAUUGGAAGAAAAAGAAUUGAAAUUAGAACAAGAAGCAGCCAAACUUGCACUACAAGGUGAUAAAUCAGGUGCAAUAAUGCUUCUUAAACGUAAAAAACUCAUCACACAAGAGAAAGAGAAACUAGCUAAUUCACAUUUACUACUAGAACAACAGUUACUCAAUUUGGAAACUAUAAGAACACAACAAAUGACAAUGUCUGCAUUAUCAGCUGGUAUGAUAGCUCAACAAUCAAUAAGUUCAUGUCUAAAUACUAAUAAAUUAGAGAAAUUAUCUGAAACUAUAAAAGAGCAACAAGAUCUUCAAGAUGAAAUAUCCCAAGUAUUAGCUCAAUCUCUACCUACAAUGAAUGAAGAAGAACUUUUAGAAGAAUUAAGUGCAAUACAAGCUCAAGAAAUAGAUAAGAAGAUAAUUGAAUCAUCUGCAAGUAUAUUUGAGUCACUAGAUAGUAUAUCUGAUAAGACUAAAAAUCAUGGUGAAUCAUCAAUGAUAUCUAAUAACCGUAAAAUAAUUAUACCAUAA
Messenger RNA from Cryptosporidium muris RN66, 636 nucleotides. Its product is annotated as SNF7 family protein. Gene Ontology annotation, cellular component: ESCRT III complex; cytoplasmic side of plasma membrane; multivesicular body. The transcript has a single exon. Gene Ontology annotation, biological process: vesicle budding from membrane; late endosome to vacuole transport via multivesicular body sorting pathway. NCBI's taxonomy places the organism in Eukaryota, Apicomplexa, Conoidasida, Eucoccidiorida, Cryptosporidiidae. The record is from RefSeq and is a predicted model, not a curated record. Bases 1 to 636 code for a protein of 211 amino acids.